Colletotrichum chrysophilum is the source of this 1335-nucleotide messenger RNA. RefSeq lists its product as uncharacterized. Bases 1 to 1335 code for a protein of 444 amino acids. The transcript has 3 exons. Gene Ontology annotation, cellular component: cytoplasm. NCBI's taxonomy places the organism in Eukaryota, Fungi, Ascomycota, Sordariomycetes, Glomerellales, Glomerellaceae. Gene Ontology annotation, molecular function: calcium ion binding; calcium-dependent phospholipid binding. The record is from RefSeq and is a predicted model, not a curated record.
AUGUCCUAUCCAGGCCAGCACGGCUACGGCGCCCAGCCGCACGGCGGGGGCUACGGCCAGUACCCUCCCCAGGGAGGUUACGGCGGCUACCCUCCUCAGGGCGGCCAAUAUCCUCCCCCUCAGCAGGGCGGCUACUACCAACAACCACCUCCCGGCCAAUAUCCUCCUCAAGGUGGCCACUACCCCCCUCAGGGCCCUCCGCCGGGCCAGUAUCCUCCACAGGGCGGAUACCCGCCUCAAGGCGGCGGCUACGGCGCACCGCCCCCGAUCCCCCCGUCACCCUACGGCGCACCCCCCGGCCCGCCCCCGAACCAGUCCUACGGCGCUCCCCCGCCUCAGAACUACGGGCCCCCGACGCCCGCCUCCAUCGGCUACGGCCCGCCGCAGAUCAUCAACUGGGACGCUACGCCCGACGCGACGGCCGCCCGCAACGCCAUGAAGGGCUUCGGCACCGACGAGAAGACGCUCAUCCGCUGCCUCGCCACCAAGGACCCCCUGCAGAUCCUGGCCAUCAGGGACGCCUUCCAGCGGAACUUCCGGCGCGACCUCGAGACGGACAUCAAGAAGGAGACGAGCAGCUGGUUCCAGAAGGGCAUGGUGUCCGUCGCGCGCGGCCCGCUGCGCUCCGACGUCUACAACCUGUUCGAGGCCAUGGACGGGCUCGGCACCAAGGAGAGCGUGCUCAACGACGUGCUGCUCGGCCGCUCAAACGCCGACAUGCAGGCCAUCAAGAGCGCGUACCAGCAGACCUUCAAGCGCCGCCUCGAGGACGACGUCAAGGGCGACCUGAGCAUGAAGACGGAGAGGCAUUUCCUCAUUGUACUCGGUGCCAACCGCGCGGAGGACUCUGCGCCGGUGAUUCCCCAGCAGGUCGACCAGGACGUCAUGGACCUGUACCGCGCCACCGAGGGCAAGAUCGGCACGGACGAGAUGCUGGUGUGCAGCAUCCUCAGCACGCGCAACGAUAACCAGAUCCGCGCCAUCAACCAGGCGUACGAGCAAAAGUUCAGGAGGAAACUGGAGGACGUCAUCAAGAAGGACGAACAGGAGUUUUCGGGCCAUAUGGAGGACGCGCUCCUCUUCCAGCUCCGCCACGCCGUCGACAAGUACAUGCACGCGGCCAAGCUCCUCGAGGACUCGAUGGCCGGCCUCGGCACCAAGGACCACCUGCUCGUCGCGCGCGUCGUCCGUUUUCACUGGGACAAGAACUUCCUGGCCAAUGUCAAGGGGGCGUACCAGGCCAAGUACAACCGCAGCCUGGCGAGCAGGAUCAAGGGCGAGACGAGCGGCGACUACCAGCGCCUCAUGCUGGCGUGUAUUGGCGAGCAGAUCUAA